Molecule: messenger RNA, 6083 nt
Organism: Anguilla anguilla (European eel)
Lineage: Eukaryota; Metazoa; Chordata; Actinopteri; Anguilliformes; Anguillidae
Gene: grb10b
Product: growth factor receptor-bound protein 10b
Exons: 17
Coding region: 623-2401 (592 amino acids)
Biological process (GO): negative regulation of insulin receptor signaling pathway; insulin receptor signaling pathway; negative regulation of Wnt signaling pathway
Molecular function (GO): insulin receptor binding
Source: RefSeq, a predicted model, not a curated record
GGACCUCAGUGGUUAUAACUAGGGGUGUGUGCUUGCGGUAGGCGGAGUGUGCUGUUUACCCGACUAUACAAAGCUGUACCUUUUAUCCGGACUAACUUUCUUGGAAAAUAUAUGUCUGAGCACGUUUAAGUGGGUCCAUUAUUUUAAGCGUUUGGGGGUCUGGAGGAGGCCUUUUGAACUCUGUACGAAUCAUCAUUCUAAUUGAAUGGGUGGGGUUAGUAGUGAACGCUCCCGAACUGAAGUUUUCCUAGCGGUGCACAGUUGACCGGUGUAGAAGUUUGGAUACGCGACAGUGAGGUGCCGUGAGACCGCCGCCGGGUGUGCGUGAAGCGGGGGGAGGUGCCAGUGGAGUAGGUGGAGUUCUCUCGCGUGUGUCGGAGAGUCAGCUGGGCGAGGACCUUGUGGACGCUGCCGCAGCGGGAAUGUGGCCGUAGGAGACUAUAGGAGUUCAGCCUGAAGUUGCGUUCGUCGAAGGCGCUGCAUCGCGAGUAAAAAACGCUGUUAACUGUGGUUUAAUCGUCUGCACACAGAAAGACUUCGCUUGAAGGAUUUGUGGCAACAAUCAGAAGUGAAUGUGAUAUCCAGGAGAGAGAGAGAGAGUCAGAGUUUGAAAGUGUCUAACAUGGCUGUGGCUGGAUGUCCGGAUUAUUUUCUACACCAUCCAAACUACCAGCAGGACAAUGUAGACCGGGCCUCCAAUCACAGACCAGCGGAUCUAAUUGGGCCAAGUUUCCAACAGUCAUCCAAUCGGAACUCUCCCAGCCAUCAAGAGGAUGAUGUUGACCUGGAGGCGCUGGUAAAUGACAUGAACUCGUCCUUUGAGAGUCUGUAUUCGGCGUGCAGUGUGCAGUCGGAGUCCGCACCCCUCCUGCAGAACGGUCAAGUGCAGAGGCCAAGUGCAGCGGCCCCGCUGCCACCCACGUCCCCCCGACAGCAAGUCAAACGCUCUCAGCCCAUGCACAUUCUUGCUGUGAGGAGACUUCAGGAAGAGCAGCAGCAGCUGAGGACAUCUUCUCUGCCCGCAAUCCCAAACCCGUUCCCAGAGCUGUGCAGCCCAGCCAAUUCCCCUGUCCUCAACCCUGGCUCUCUGCCUAAGUGCCAGCCCUCUGACCAGCACAUCAUUAAAGUUUUCAGCGAAGACGGCACACGGAAAGUAGUGGAGAUCCCAGCAGACAUGACGGCUCGAGACCUCUGCCAGCUGCUGGUGUACAAAAGCCACUGCCUGAAUGACAGCAGCUGGGCAUUGGUGGAGCAUCAUCCGGUCCUGGGGCUAGAGAGGUGUCUUGAAGACCACGAGAUGGUGGCACACGUUCAGGCAGGGAUGACAAGCGAAAGCAGGUUUCUCUUCAGGAAGAACUACGCCAAAUAUGAAUUCUUCACAAAUCCCUUGACCUUCUUCCCGGAGCAGAUGAUUGCAUGGUGUCAGGAGACUAGCAGCACAAUUCCACCUUCACAGCUUCUACAGAACUUCUUGAACUCCAGCAGUUGUCCUGAAAUUCAGGGCUUCCUUCAUGUGAAGGAGAUGGGCAGGAAAUCCUGGAAGAAGCUGUACGUGUUCUUAAGACGGUCAGGGUUGUACUAUUCAACAAAAGGAACAUCAAAGGAGCCCAGACACCUGCAAUUGCUCUCAGACCUCGAGGACAGCAACAUCUACACCGUCAUAACUGGCAGGAAGCUACACAGUGCACCAACUGACUUUGAGUUCUGUAUAAAGCCCAAUAGAGUGCGGAAUGAGGGGAAGGAGUUGCGGAUGCUGUGUGCAGAGGACGAGCAGAGCCGGACCUGCUGGAUGACCACAUUCAGACUUUUCAAGUAUGGCAUGUUGCUGUAUCAGAACUACAAGAUCCCCCAGCAAAGAAAGACCCUGUUGUCUCACUUUUCCACACCGGUGCGAAGUGUCUCAGAGAAUUCUCUGGUUGCCAUGGAUUUCUCAGGGAGAAUAGGACGGGUGAUUGCGAACCCUCUGGAGGCUCAGAGCGCUGCCAUGGAGGAAGGGCAGGCAUGGAGGAAGCGAAGCCAGAGAAUUAAUGUACUCGGAAGCCCCAGUCCACUCUAUCCCUCUCUUAGCACAGUCAUUCACAGAACACAGCUGUGGUUUCACGGCCGCAUCACCAGAGAAGAGUCCCACAGGAUGGUCAUGCAGCAGGGCCAAGUGGAUGGGUUAUUCCUCCUAAGGGACAGUCAGAGUAAUCCCAAGACUUUUGUGCUCACACUGUGCCAUCACCAGAAAAUCAAACAUUUCCAGAUCUUGCCGUGUGAAGAGGAUGGACAGAUCUUCUUCAGUCUCGAUGAUGGUUCCACCAAAUUCACCGACUUGAUCCAGCUGGUGGAGUUUUACCAGCUCAACAGAGGAGUUCUGCCUUGCAGGCUCAAACACCCCUGCACCAUAGUGGCCUUAUGACCUGACUUUGCCUACAAACAACAACCUAACUGCAUUUUCUUUUUCUUUUUCUGAAAACCUGACAAGUCCAGUCCUCUGAUGAUGAGCAGUGGGGACCUGCCUGUGGGAGGGGCUCAGCGGAAGGUGGGGUGGGGGUGGGUGUUAAUUUUCUUUAAAAUCAUGUUUUUAGUUUUGUUAAACAGUGCAGAAUGGUGUCAUUACAGGGGCAUCAUUUUCAGCACGCUACUGUUUUGGCUCCAGCCUGAAAUGCACAAGAACAUGAUAGCAAUAGGAAUUUUUAAUUGUUCACCAUUACUUCUAGAUGAAAAUUUGUUUACAUUUUUACAUUUUUAUCUGUUAGAGGUGUUUAUUUUUAAGUUUCCUCCUGCUGGCUUGAGAACAGUCCCCUGGAGCUGACAAUGACAUUCUGCAAAACUAAGUGACAUUCUUCACCUUCCAUGAGAAAUCCCUCUUGGUUAAUUGGAUUGUGAGAAAAUCUGGGCUGAGACUAAUCCCCGAUCCCAGGGAGGGUAUGGGGUGACUCCCUGGGCAGUGAGCCCGUCUGUGGAGCUGCUCCCCAGGAAUGGGUGGAGGGAUUGGAUGGGAGGAGGAGUCUCGUUCUCAGCCAGCAGUUCUAUGAUGCAGCAUUUAUGCAGGUUCUGAGCAUCUUGCGUCCUCCACACUUAGUCAGUUACUUGACUAAAAUUUUCUCUUCAUGAGAUUUUUCUUUAAGAAAUAUUUCAUUUCUCAGUCGACCCCCGUAGCACCCGCCCCAUCUUCCACAAGGUAAUCACUUGGUCUGCUGUGAUCCGGGAGAGCAGGUUACCUGUGCCCCAGUGAGUGAGGAGGGUGGGGGGUAAUCUGCCUAUUGAGCUCCCCCCUCUGUCACCGGAUGUUGAGUUAUAACCACUACAUCCCCUCUAGCACACUGCUGUGACGUCAGUUUGUUAGGGAAGACAGUACGGAUUAGUGAGACGUGCAGACAGCCACUCUGGGUCUAACUGGUGAAAAGGGAAAUCCACUGGAACUGCAGCAAAUGCCUAGUCUGGAAGUUUGUUGAGAUCUCCUGUUCCUCUGUUCGAAUGGCGUGUAUGUGGGGCACAGCAGCAGUGCGGAUUGGGCAGGAACGUCCCGCCACCCUGAGACUGAGACCGUGAAGAUAGAGCCAUCUUUUUACUAUCUGCAAUAUGUAUGAAGCUAGUGAGAGAAGAGCUAUAGUAGCUACACUAACAAAGUGCUCCUUAGGGUGAAAUUAUUUAAAUGAAAUGCAAAUGACUCAACAAUUUUAAGUAUUGUUUCAGCUAUUGUAUUUAUUUAUCCAGAUUUAAAUAAUUACUUGAAAUGUAGGGUUUUUUUCCCUUUUUUUCACUUUCAGCAAUUUAUUGAACCUCAAGUUAUAUACACAAUACAGACACAUGUGCACACACAUACAUAUGUGUGUGUGUGUGUGUGUGUGUGUGUAUACACUUCAUUUUCAAGUUUAAUUUGUAGAGUAGGCUACAAUGUUUAUGUAUUUUUUAGUCUAAACAAUCCAAGAUACUUGUGACAAACGUUUCGUAUGAAGCAAAAUUUAAAACUCAUCUUUUCACCUCAUGUCAUGGCUAGUAUUCUGACUUAAGUUGUCAGUAAAUCUGUGAAAAAAUCAUAGCACCCGUGUCUCACUUGUGCUUCAGUAAGAUUGAAUUCUAUGGCAGGUCUGCACUUAAAGGGUACACUUCAGAAAAUAUGCUUAGAAUCUACAUGGCCUUUUCAAAAUGUUAACCAAAUCACAUACCCUUUAAACGAGACAUUGCAUAUUAAUUAUUUUAAUGUUUGGGUUGUUAGUAGUCUUGUUCAAAUGGAUUGACUUACAAAAUAUUCUGAGAAUGUUCACUGGUUAAGCACACAAUUGGUGAAUGUCCUGGUAAUACCUGCUUGUUUUCUAAUGUGUCUUAACAAGCAGGUCCAGCCAGCAGACCCUCAGCAUGUCAGUAUGUUUCUUAUAAUUUUGUUUCAGAUUGGAAAGAAGUUGAGAGCAAACACAAAUCUAGAUCUUUGUCAUUCAUUAAAUGACGUUGGAUCACAUCCAUUUAGAGAACAUAUAUACAUGUAUCAUGGACACACAUGCAUGCACUCACACAUGCUCACAGACUUGUGGCCUUCUGAAAGUAUAUAGGCAAUCUGUUUUAUGGUUUAUGCUGGAAUUGUGUGAUGCAGGUGACUCGGCACCUGGUAUUCAUUUCAUUAUAUAUAAGUUUAGUCACGACAGACAUUUUGAGUUUGGAACAGGCUAUAAUCUGUUUUUGUGUUUGCUUAAAAAUUGGAAUUUCUCUGAAUUAUUUAUGUGUGAUAUCGUUGUUAGCACAGAGGUGUUUUCAGAGGUCUGUUCAUACACAGUGUGCGCACCAUUACUCUCAGCCUGAAAAUUCCAUCCCACCAGAUUCUUCAUUUACGCUAUUUUAUUGUUCACAAUUAUUUCAGUUAAAACCAUGAUGGUCUUCCAGGUUGGAUCCAUAGCUUUAUGAUGUUAAAUGCUCCCUUCUUCAGACUCUUGAACAUUAGAAAUAUAUGGUAUAUGACAACAUGUAACAUUAGACGCAACACUGUAUUUUAAGUUACAGAUCACUAUUUACUGCAUUUUGUUUUAUCAUAACUGCAUAUAAAAUGAAGAAACUUGAUUUAUUUUAGUGCAUUUUUUAUUUGGUUAUGUGUACAUAUUAAAGUUAUUGUAUUUGAUUACUUUUGGCAUUUGUCAUAUAAAAUGACAUUUUAAGAGUAUAUAUGUGCUGUUUAUGCUGGUUUAUAAAUCACAAACUGGACCCCAGGAAUACGUUGUUACAGGAUAUUUAAGAAUAUCUUCAGCUAAAAUUCAAUUUAUAAGCUCAUUUUAAGUUUUGAAAUGUUAACCAUGUUAGCAUAUUACAAUUAAAUGGUGGGUUAUUUGUUUCACAAUUUCCAAUCAGAACACUAUCCUCAGAUAUGUCUUGUUACAGUUUACUGUUUAUCACCUCAACACAUCACUCACUGGUUCUGAUGAAAACCCAGUGCAAAGAAGUGGACUCAUUUUCUGUUGAAGUGACAUGAAUGGAACUGGGCUGCUCAGGGUUGAACAUUGGGCCUGUUGAAAACUGGUCUUUUUGAACAGUGUAAUUUUUUGUUUGUGAUCCAUACAUCAUAGUGAAUUUGAGUCAAGAAGAUGCCAAACAGUUAAUGACUUUUUGCGAAGUUAUCUUUUUGUUUUGGUGCAUAGUUUAAAAAAAAAAAAAAAAAAAAAAACAUUUUCCAAAAAUCACUGUGGUUUGUACAGUACAGUUCAUUUUUGUUUCCUGUACAGUUGAAUGGAGUCAGAUGUUAGCAGGUGCCAGCCACCCCAUUACCACACCUCUCUCUACACUGACUUUCAUCUUACAAUUCCGCCAAUCAUUUGAUCUUUUUCCAGACCUGGUCUUUGCGUAUAUGGUCAUGAUGCAAGACUUUGCCACUGUAAAAAGGAGAAUGGCAAAACAUAGAUAAUAUAAUUUCAGGGAAUUAAAAAAACAAAAGAAAGAAAAAAACCUCUUUUUAAGAAGUAAAUUCUGUAUUCAUAAUGUGCUUUGCUUUGUUCUGUAAAUAGCUGAAUGGCUUAUGAAUCUUAAUUGUAACCUUUUCAGGUAUUUUUGUACAAACAAGGGACUGAUAUAUUCUGUUUAUUGUAAUUAGAAUAAAACAUUAAUACAUUGCUUUA